UGGAUUUAAAAGCCGCCACGUCCAACAUCGCCGAAUCACUUUGGUUGCUGCUACAUUGGGAUUCACACGUUACUGCAGGUCCUUCCGUCCACUUGUCGUUGGAUAUUGUGUGUUUAAUUUGUGUUACUGUUGAAAGACUAAAUAACAGAACUCCAAAAUGUGUGAUGAAGAAGCAUCAGCUUUGGUCGUGGACAAUGGCUCCGGCAUGUGUAAGGCUGGCUUCGCCGGUGACGAUGCCCCGCGUGCUGUAUUCCCCUCGAUAGUGGGCCGCCCACGUCAUCAAGGUGUGAUGGUGGGUAUGGGUCAGAAGGAUGCUUAUGUUGGUGAUGAGGCGCAAAGCAAACGUGGUAUACUCACAUUGAAAUAUCCCAUCGAGCACGGCAUCAUCACCAACUGGGAUGACAUGGAGAAGGUGUGGCAUCAUACAUUCUACAAUGAGUUGCGUGUGGCACCUGAGGAGCACCCAGUGCUACUCACUGAAGCGCCACUGAAUCCAAAAGCCAAUCGCGAGAAGAUGACCCAAAUCAUGUUUGAGACCUUCAACUCGCCCGCCAUGUAUGUUGCCAUUCAGGCUGUGCUCUCUCUGUAUGCUUCGGGUCGUACCACCGGUAUUGUGCUAGACUCCGGUGAUGGUGUUUCGCACACAGUGCCCAUCUAUGAAGGUUAUGCACUGCCACACGCCAUCUUGCGUUUAGACUUGGCUGGUCGUGAUUUGACCGACUAUCUUAUGAAGAUUUUGACCGAGCGCGGUUAUUCGUUCACCACCACCGCUGAGCGUGAAAUCGUCCGUGAUAUCAAGGAAAAGUUGUGCUAUGUCGCCUUGGACUUUGAGCAGGAGAUGGCUACUGCUGCUGCCUCCUCGUCGUUGGAGAAGUCGUACGAGUUGCCUGAUGGUCAAGUGAUUACCAUUGGCAACGAACGUUUCCGCACACCCGAAGCCCUCUUCCAGCCCUCAUUCCUGGGCAUGGAAUCAUGCGGUAUUCACGAGACUGUCUACCAGUCAAUCAUGAAGUGCGACGUGGACAUCCGUAAGGACUUGUACGCCAACAACGUACUGUCCGGCGGCACCACCAUGUACCCAGGUAUUGCCGAUCGCAUGCAAAAGGAAAUCACUGCCUUGGCUCCAUCGACCAUCAAGAUUAAAAUCAUUGCACCACCUGAGCGUAAAUACUCCGUAUGGAUUGGUGGUUCUAUCUUGGCUUCGCUCUCCACCUUCCAGCAGAUGUGGAUCUCUAAGCAGGAGUACGACGAAUCCGGCCCUGGCAUUGUGCACCGCAAGUGCUUCUAAACAGUCAAUACUGACGCUAAAACAACAAAAACCCACACUAUUAAAAUCUGAAAAGAUGCGGUCCACACGCUGUAUUGGCCACCACUGAGCUACAGCUACGCCCUGCCUGCCUUAAGAUCUGCUGAGCAUCCACCCCGCCCUCACGGGAGUGUGUGUGUGUCUUAGCGGCAUGUGGCACUCAUACAUAUCAACAACACACAUACAUGAGAAUAAAAAUAAUAAUAUAUAAAAUAGUUAUAGAAAAGGAACAUUAAACUCAAGAACCCACUCGAAAUCUCUUCCCUUCUAUUUUCUCACGAUUCGAUUCUUUUGCUUUGUUUUCGAUUUAUUUUCUAGAUUAAUGCAGUAUUCGACGUUUGUAUGAACAGGAAUAAACUUUAUUUGUUCGCCAGAAAACAACAGCGAAGUCUCUUUA
Ceratitis capitata (Mediterranean fruit fly) is the source of this 1703-nucleotide messenger RNA. RefSeq names its product actin-5, muscle-specific. NCBI's taxonomy places the organism in Eukaryota, Metazoa, Arthropoda, Insecta, Diptera, Tephritidae. The transcript has 3 exons. Gene Ontology annotation, biological process: mitotic cytokinesis. The record is from RefSeq and is a predicted model, not a curated record. Bases 158 to 1288 code for a protein of 376 amino acids.